AUAUAUAUUCUCGGUCCUGGAAACAUCGGGUCUUUUCUUGCGCAUUCUUUGAGAUCUGUUCCAGCUCCGCCACCCGUAACUCUCCUCUUUCAUCGGCCGAAAUUUGUCACACAGUGGAAGAAAGCGAACGAGACCAUUUCUCUAAGGACAGACGGCAUAAUUGAGCAUUGUAAAGGGGUGGAGGGACGACUUAUUCGAUCAGCAAAUGGCUCUCCUUCCACGGCCCACGGCAAUCAAGAAUCGCGAGCAUCAAACGAAUCAAAUUUAGGCGCAGACGAUCCCAUUUACAAUCUUGUUGUGACUGUCAAGGCAUCAAAUACGGUGGCCGCGCUGAAUCGAGUCAAGCAUCGCUUGCGCCCAGAGUCAACGAUAUUAUUUUUACAGAAUGGGAUGGGUGUGCUGGAUGAUGUUAACAAGACUAUAUUUCCUGAUAUUGAGCAUCGCCCAAACUAUAUUCAGGGUAUCGUUUCUCAUGGUAUAUUUGCAAGCCGUGCCUUUUCCAUUGUCCAUGCUGGCCCUGGUACCAUUGCCCUUGGCAUUCUUCCUAGGCAUCCUGUCGCCCGUCAGCAAAAUCCUCGAAUCAACCUUGAUCAAAAGCACAGUGAACAAUGGGCCCCCAGUUCUCGCUAUCUCCUGCGGGCGCUGACACGCGUUCCUAAGCUCGCUGCUGCCGGUUUCCCACCCGCCGAUCUUUUACAAUUGCAAUUGGAAAAGCUCGCGGUCAAUGCAAUCAUAAAUCCUCUGACGGUACUCUUUGACUGCCGAAAUGGGGAUAUACUUCAUAAUUUUGCUUGCACAAGGGUUAUGCGGCUUCUCAUAUCUGAGAUAUCGCUGGUCAUUCGAUCACUCCCCGAGCUUCAGGGGAUUCCGAAUGUCAACCUCCGAUUCGCGCCCGAUCGCUUGGAGAAGAUGGUUUUUAGCAUUGCUCGGAAAACUUCCUCCAAUUAUAGUUCAAUGCUGCAGGACAUUCGGCUCGGAAAAGGAACCGAGAUUGAUUAUAUCAAUGGUUAUAUCGUGAAGCGCGGUGAAGAGAUUGGGGUCAGAUGCUUGAUGAACUAUAUGCUACAGCAGAUGAUCAAGGGGAAGCAACAAAUAAAGAUGCGGGAGACUGUAGGAUACGUUCCCUUAGAUAGUGUAAGAAACCCGGGCCUAAAGGAUGAAAGCAAUUAA
Messenger RNA from Xylona heveae TC161, 1170 nucleotides. RefSeq names its product 2-dehydropantoate 2-reductase. Gene Ontology annotation, molecular function: 2-dehydropantoate 2-reductase activity; NADP binding. NCBI's taxonomy places the organism in Eukaryota, Fungi, Ascomycota, Xylonomycetes, Xylonales, Xylonaceae. Gene Ontology annotation, biological process: pantothenate biosynthetic process. The annotation marks the transcript as partial. The record is from RefSeq and is a predicted model, not a curated record. Gene Ontology annotation, cellular component: mitochondrion; cytoplasm. The transcript has 2 exons.